ACAUCAGCCAGGAACGCCUGCGAUGCCGCCGCUCCUGGCCAACCUCCGAGGAGGAGGAGGAGGAGGAGGAGGGUCCUGCCGGCUAAGAGAUAAUUAGCCCCGCUCAGCGAGUGGGGGGAGGCGCCAGUUUUCUGGGGGACACUGGCUGCCACUGUGCGCGCAGCUGCCCAGGGGAGCGCACGGACGCUUGCAUGAGUGCUGGCGGGUUCGCAGCGGUCAGCUGGGCUCCCGGGAGCCUGUUCCAGGUGGAAAGGAGGGGACGUCGGGCGCAGGGACCAGCGGCUCGCUGCGGCUCAACAUGACACUCCUGGGCUCGGAGCAUUCCUUGCUGAUCAGAAGCAAGUUCCGAUCAGUUUUACAGUUACGACUUCAACAGAGAAGGACCCAGGAACAACUGGCUAACCAAGGCAUAAUACCACCAUUGAAAAGUCCAACUGAAUUCCAUGAGCAAAGAAAAAAUUUGGAUAGUGACAAGACUGAAGAUUCCCUGAAGCGCAAGGCCAGAAACAGGUCCGACCGUGCCGACUCGGUUAAUAUGCACAUUCUCCAAGCCUCUGCUGCAGAGAGGUCCCUCCCAUCUGCUCAGAUGAAGCUGAAAAGAGCUCGACUUGCGGAUGAUCUCAAUGAGAAGAUUGCUCUCCGGCCAGGGCCCCUGGAGCUGGUGGAGAAGAACAUUCUUCCUGUGGAUUCUGCAGUGAAAGAAGCCAUAAAAGGUAACCAGGUGAGCUUCUCCACAUCAGCAGAUGCGUUUGCCUUUGAAGAGGACAGCAGCAGUGAUGGGCUUUCUCCGGAUCAGACUCGAAGUGAAGAUGCCCAGGGCUCAGCAGGGUCCCCACCUGACACUAAGACCUCAGAGACCCCUUUGGCCGGCCCUCCGGGGGCGAUCCAGGAUCUUGCUUCUGGCUCAGACAAUGACAAGAAUGACUCCACCUCGCAGCCCAGCAACCACUCAGACCCGGGGAAGCAGGGCCUUGGCUCCCUCAGCGCUCCCAUCCCUGUACACACUGCUGUAAAGUCCAAGUCCUUGGGAGAUAGUAAGAACCGCCACAAAAAGCCUAAGGACCCCAAGCCAAAGGUGAAGAAGCUCAAAUACCACCAGUACAUCCCCCCAGACCAGAAGGCGGAGAAGUCCCCUCCCCCCAUGGACUCGGCCUACGCGAGGCUGCUCCAGCAACAGCAGCUGUUCCUACAGUUGCAGAUCCUCAGCCAGCAGCAGCAGCAGCAACACCGAUUCAGCUACCCUGGACUGCACCAAGGCCAGCUCAAAGAACCAAGCGAACAGAUGGUCAGAAAUCCAAGCUCUUCUUCAACACCAAUGAGCAAUACCCCUCUGUCCCCUGUCAAGAACAGCUUUUCUGGACAAACUGGUGUCUCUUCUCUCAAACCAGGCCCACUGCCACCUAACCUGGAUGACCUGAAGGUCUCUGAAUUAAGACAACAGCUUCGAAUACGGGGCUUGCCCGUGUCAGGCACCAAAACAGCCCUCAUGGACAGGCUUCGCCCCUUCCAGGACUGCUCUGGCAACCCUGUGCCCAACUUCGGGGACAUAACGACUGUCACUUUCCCUGUCACACCCAACACGUUGCCCAAUUACCAAUCCUCCCCUUCCACCAGUGCCUUGUCCAAUGGCUUCUACCACUUCGGCAGCACCAGCUCCAGCCCCCCCAUCUCGCCUGCCUCCUCCGACCUGUCGGUGGCGGGGUCCCUACCCGACGCCUUUAACGACGCCUCCCCCUCCUUCCUGCACCCGUCCCCAGUCCAUGUCUGCACGGAGGAAAGUCUUAUGAGCAGCCUCAAUGGGGGCUCUGGACCUCCGGAGCUGGACGGGCUGGAUUCUGAGAAGGACAAGAUGCUGGUGGAGAAGCAGAAGGUGAUCAACGAGCUCACCUGGAAACUGCAGCAGGAGCAAAGGCAGGUGGAGGAGCUGCGGAUGCAACUGCAGAAGCAGAAGAGGAACAACUGUUCUGAGAAGAAGCCGCUGCCUUUCUUGGCUGCCCCCAUCAAGCAGGAAGAUGCCGUCUCCAGCUGCCCUUUUGCAUCCCAACCAGUAUCUGUGAAAAGACAAAACAACGGAUCAGAGAGUCAACCGCCACCUUGCGAGACUGCCCAGCUCCUGCCCCUUGGAAAUGCCCAUUGUGUGGAGUCCUCAGGUCAAACCAAUGUACUUUCUUCCACGUUUCUCAGCCCCCAGUGCUCCCCUCAGCAUUCGCCACUGGGAGUGGUGAAGAGCCCCCAGCACAUCAGCCUGCCCCCGUCCCCCAACAACCAUUACUUCCUCCCCUCAUCUUCCGGGGCUCAGGGAGAAGGACACAGGGUCUCCUCGCCCAUCAGCAGCCAGGUGUGUUCUGCCCAGAACCCGGGAGCACACGAUGGCCACCCUCCAAGCUUCUCUCCUCAAUCUUCCAGCCUUCACCCCCCUUUCCCUGGAGCCCAGGCAGACAGCAGUCACGGUGCUGGGGGCAAUGCUUGUCCCAAAAGCCCAGGUGUUCCGCAAAAGAUGGCUGGUUUACACUCUUCUGAUAAGACGGGGCCAAAGUUUCCAAUUCCAUCCCCAACUUUUUCUAAGUCAAGUUCAGCAGUUUCAGACAUAACACAGCCUCCAUCCUAUGAAGACGCGGUUAAACAGCAACUGACUCGGAGUCAGCAGAUGGAUGAACUUCUGGAUGUCCUCAUUGAAAGUGGAGAAAUGCCAGCUGAUGCCAGGGAGGACCAUUCAUGUCUUCAGAAAGUCCCAAAGAUCCCUGGGCCUUCCCGGAGCCCUACUGCUGUCCUCCCCAAGCCCUCAGCUUCCUUCGACCAAGCGUCUUCAGGAGGCCAGCUUGCCUUCGACCACUAUGCCACCGACAGCGAUGAGCACCUUGAAGUCUUACUCAAUUCCCAGAGCCCCUUAGGAAAGGUGAGCGAUGUGGCACUUCUGAAAAUCGGGGGUGAGGAAGCUCCUUUUGAUGGCAUCAUGGAUGGAUUCUCUGGGAAGGCUGCCGAAGACCUCUUCAAUGCCCACGAGAUCUUGCCAGGCCCCCUCUCCCCAAUGCAGACACAAUUUUCACCCUCUUCUGUGGACAGUAAUGGGCUGCAGUUAAGUUUCACUGAAUCUCCUUGGGAAACCAUGGAGUGGCUGGACCUGACUCCACCCAGUUCCACACCGGGUUAUAGCUCCCUUGCCACCAGCGGCCCCAGCAUCUUUAACAUCGACUUCCUGGAUGUCACAGAUCUCAACCUGAAUUCCCCUAUGGACCUUCACUUACAGCAGUGGUAGAUGGCCUGAUGCAGCCAUGCUCAGGAAAACCCAUUCCGUGGGGAAAAAGCACACUACCAUAAAUUCUCAUAUUACCCCCGCCCCCAGAUACAAAGAAGAAGAAGGGAAUUAAAAAGAAGCACGGAGACUUCUAUGACAAGCAACAAGAACACACAGGGGUCAUUUUUCCAAGAAAAAAAAAAUAUAUAUAUAUAUAAAAUGUCAUAUUUACCAGCAUUCAGUAACUGUCAAUGAUGUCAAUAAUGCAUUCAACAAUGAGCUUUCUCAGAUUAUGGAUGCCAAAAAGUAAUUAUUUCACUGCCUUUUCAAAUAUCAAUAUUUUUUCUAGCCCAUAAUUUUUAUCAGGCACUGUUGGGGCAUAAACUCAUACUGUAAGCUUUCCUCAUUAAUUUACUAGACAUACUGUGGAAAGAAAACAAAGUCUUUUGGGAGAAAAAGGAAGGACAUGCUCAUGACUGAGGCAGUGUCCUUUGUCUCCAUUUUCUGUCUUUCAGAAGAGAAGCCAGGUUCAACUUCAGUGAGGGAGUUCUUCAGGAAGAAUAGGAGGACAGAAUCUAUCCAUUCCCAGGAAAUCAAAAAUCAACUCGAUGUCCCUCUACCCACAACUGCCCCCAUUGGAGUAGUUCCCAUCCUGUACUAGGAUUCUUUGUGGUCACUUGGCACAACUCAUCUGCGUUUGGUCUGGAGAGUUUCACCCAAAACUUUCCUCCAUUUCAACCAGUAGCCCAGUCAUUCCCGCCUUCUCUUUGCUGAUAAUCCUUGUGUAUUAGGUGAGAACCUUGAAGCAAGAAAACCUCUUGCCUGGAAGGGGCUCCUCAGGUUCUCCACACAAUUGGCUUUUGAUCCAAAAACCAAAGAUGACCACACGAGCGGGAAGCCUUAACAGAGAUGAUUCAGACAACCAUAGAGAGCAAUGUUGCUUCCCAUGCCCCAGGGAUAAACACCAAGGGUUACCAUAUCAGGACUAUUACUUAUGGAGGUCCAACUUCUUUUUUUGCUUUGUUAUGGAAGGAAGGGUCCACCUUCAUUUAUCUCUCUCCUAUUCCACUUUUAUUUCCUUUUUUCCAAGAUGCUAAUCAUUUUUCUCCUCUUUUGUCAGUCCCUCCUUUUCUGUCCCAACACUGGGAGGGGAUGACUUCUCAACUUUAGUGAGCUGCCUUACUCCUAACUAAGCCAUUUUUUAAAAAGCUAAAAGUCCGGGUUGUCCUGCAGAACUCAUUCUGCAUAUGCAUAGUUGAAAGAGUUUCCUUAGGAAGAAAUGGAUGACUUGGCCCAGCAAGUCAUCAAGCUCAUUCUACUCCCAUUGGAUGUAUGAGUAAUCACUGAUUGGUGUUCCUCUGGGCAAAUUGGAAAUCUUAUAUUGCAAGGAUAAAUAUGGGUGACAUUUACCGGAGAGAGUAUUUCAGGUCCGGGGUUCUGAAAGAAAGCACAACUGCCCACUGAAAAACAAUGGCAGGCAAAAAGACAUGGUCCAACGUGCAUUCCUUAUCAUCUCUCAUGCUUUGGCUGGGAGUUUAAGAAACUCAAUAUGCAAGACAGUCUCCAUAGGGCUCACUGUGGCUCCAAUUCACCAUUUUAUAGUGUUACAUGCUGUAGAAAGUAGCUGUUGCUGUUGUUGUUGUUGUUGUUGUUUUAAUUUAAAUCACUGAGGCACUGUUUUCUUUUGUAAAAAAAAAAAGUGUUCACUGUGCACUUAUAGAGAAAAGUAAUCAAAAAUGUUGUGAUUUUAGAAGCUGUCGUUUUGAUAAACCAAAGAUUUAGAAGUCAUUCCAUUGUUAACUUGUAAAAAUGUGUGAACACAAAGUGUUUUUGGUGACUGCUACUCUGAAAGCUGCCAGAAGUUGGCGGGAGGGAGAUAAAUAUACACAUAGACACAUGUGUAUAGUUAUAUACGUAUGUGUAUAUUAUAUGUGUGUAUACACAUGUACAUAUAUGUGUAUACAUACAUACACACACAACGUGUGGGUGCAAGUAUCUUGCAAAGCAGUGUUGCAGAGUUCUAUACCAAAAGCCUUUAACCCUUAACAUGCUGUGAAUGAUACCUGGCCUUUCUCACUACAACUUCCUGAUUAAUCUACCAGACCACACGUUGCCUCUCUGUGUAUGACUCAUGGCUCCAGCCCGAUGACUCACAGCCACUUGCUUCCCAUGAACAAGCUCAUCUUGGCAAUGAAUAUGGAUGUGAAAAGACAGAAAGUCUUCACCAUUAGUAGCUGGAAAUGGUAAUGUGUUGUAAUGGUGUUGAAGAGCACAAAAGGAACAUGAAAAUCAUUUUACAUUCCUUGAUCUGCAUUGUGCUUUGAAAGAUCCACAUGGCAAAUAUCCUACUUUGCUUUUUAUGUCAGCUAUCAGAACCAAAAACCUAGAGGGAAAAAUUACAGGCAUUUUCUUUGCAGAUGAAGCUAUGGUGAAAGAAAACCUUAACACAUUCCACACGUUGGUUUAUUCUGCCGAUGUUGAUAUGUUUUUUGGGUGUUGACAAAGCUUGUGAUCAGUAUGCUUUUCAGGUGCCAUGUUUUGUUAUUUGUAUGUUAUUCUCCCCCCUCCCCUUACUUCCUGUGGAAAACAAAUUCACCUCCUACCCUAUGUCUCAGAAUUAAUCUUCUGAGGUCCUGGUCUGAGUAUUAAUUGUUUUCUCCUUUGAGUAUUUCUAUCUGAAGGACUAGACCUGGUUAGGAGGCAUCUGUAUUGGCUAGAUUGUGCCUUUUUGUUGGGAUUUUAAGAAGAUGUUACCUAGGACUGAUGUAUCUGCCUCACAGUAGACAAAAGACAAGCUGGCUCCUACUUCUAUUGCAACCCAGCACAGUUCAAAGAGCAGAUCCCAGAAUAACUGGGCUCAGUCUCCCCCCACAGUCUUCAUUCCCCUCAUUCACCCUGUCUCUUUGUAGGUCAUUUGUGACACUAGGGGUAGGGGUGGGGGGACUGUAGACAAUUAAGAGAAAAUUGAUGAAGCUGGCCUCUCCUAGUGGAUCAGAUAUGUUAACUCAUCAGUUUCCUAUUGGAGAUAUUUAUGUCAAGUUCUUUUAAACUCAGUUAUGUUCUCUUGUUGGAUGAGUGUAACUAACAGUUGUAUGGAGAUGGAUGAAGAAGAUGGCCACAUUCAAGUUUCGUAAAGUUCUUAGAACCUGAAGGCAACCACAUGUAUUUUUCUUAACACUGCUCAAGCACCCAGGGUGAUGCAAAUCUGCAGACAUUUGCAACCAUUCCAAUGUUGCUGCAACCCAGUAAAUCCAUACUUAGCCAAUGGAGUCAGAAAAUUCAUUUGCGAAGGCACUUUCAGUAACCCAAUGCUCAUUAUUACUGUCUCUGCUUCUAAGGAUGUUGUUGAGACAACACACAUUCUAUUAUAAGGAAGAGCAAGCGAGAAAGAGAGGGAGGAAGAGAAGAAGGGGGAAAGAGGGAUGAAAGGAAAGAUAGAAGGAAGAGAGGAAGGAAGGAAGGAAGAGGAAGGAAGGAAGGAAGGA
Molecule: messenger RNA, 6720 nt
Organism: Lepus europaeus (European hare)
Lineage: Eukaryota; Metazoa; Chordata; Mammalia; Lagomorpha; Leporidae
Gene: MYOCD
Product: myocardin
Exons: 14
Coding region: 299-3256 (985 amino acids)
Biological process (GO): cardiac muscle cell differentiation; smooth muscle cell differentiation
Source: RefSeq, a predicted model, not a curated record